This is a messenger RNA of Beauveria bassiana ARSEF 2860, 1023 nucleotides long. Its product is annotated as ribonuclease HII. NCBI's taxonomy places the organism in Eukaryota, Fungi, Ascomycota, Sordariomycetes, Hypocreales, Cordycipitaceae. Gene Ontology annotation, biological process: DNA replication, removal of RNA primer; mismatch repair. The coding region runs from base 1 to 1023 and encodes 340 amino acids. The record is from RefSeq and is a predicted model, not a curated record. The transcript has a single exon. Gene Ontology annotation, molecular function: RNA binding; RNA-DNA hybrid ribonuclease activity. Gene Ontology annotation, cellular component: ribonuclease H2 complex.
AUGGGCGACUCACAAGAAGAAACUCCCCUGGAGGUCGAAGCUGGCGCCUUCGUCCCGCCGUCCAUCCACGGCGAGCCACUGCUCGUCGGCCAGUCCUAUUCGCACUUUUCUCCCGUACCGCCGUCUCUCCUCCCGCAAGAUCCCUCGAACCCCGCCUCCGCAACUCCGUGCUGCCUCGGCGUCGACGAAGCCGGUCGCGGCCCCGUCCUCGGCCCCAUGGUCUACGGCGUCUUCUACCUACCAAUCGCACAAUCCGACCCUCUCCUGCGCUCGGCGCACCACUUUGACGACUCCAAGGUGCUCACAGCCGCGGUGCGCGCGUCGCUCAUGGAAGCGCUCUGCCGGCCCGGCUCCGACCUCCACGACAGCUGCGGCUGGGCGACGACGGCGCUCUCGGCGCGCGACAUUGGCGCCAACAUGCUGAAGCCCGUCGGCGUCUACAACCUCAACGCGCAGGCCAUGGACGCCACCGUCGACCUCAUCAAGGGCGUCUACGCGCGCGGCGUCAACGUCCAGGAAAUCUACGUCGACACCAUCGGCCCGCCCGCCACGUACCAGGCCAAGCUGCAGCGCAUCUUCCCCACCGCAAAGGUCACGGUCGCGAAAAAGGCCGACAGCCUGUACGCGUGCGUCAGCGCCGCCUCGGUCUGCGCCAAGGUCACCCGUGACGUGGCUCUCGAGGCAGUGUACCGAGACCGCAAGGAUCAUCCUGCGGAUCACGAGGAAAUCGACGACGACGACACGGCCAUGGCCUGGGGCUCCGGCUACCCCUCCGACGCACGCUGCACGGCCUGGAUGCGCAGUAAUCUGCACCCAGUGUUUGGAUGGGGGCCCGAGUGCCGAUUUAGCUGGAGCACGGCCAAGGAUAUGCUCGAGGCCAAGGGCAACGGUGUCAAGGUUGAGUGGCCGGUGGAGGACGACGGCGAGACGAGUCGCGUGACCGACUUCUUCGUUUCGGGCGACAAGGACACGAAUGAGCUCGGACAUUGGUUUGGUACGCCAGCCGGUUUAGAAGCGUUCUAA